Molecule: messenger RNA, 4045 nt
Organism: Vanessa atalanta (red admiral)
Lineage: Eukaryota; Metazoa; Arthropoda; Insecta; Lepidoptera; Nymphalidae
Product: unextended protein-like
Exons: 14
Coding region: 12-2822 (936 amino acids)
Biological process (GO): transport; magnesium ion homeostasis
Cellular component (GO): plasma membrane
Molecular function (GO): transmembrane transporter activity
Source: RefSeq, a predicted model, not a curated record
UCGAGGUUGACAUGGCUCAUGUGCGCGUAUUACGGACUAGUGGUGCAAUUUUAUUGUUGUUUCUAAUACAAAAUACGCUCGCCGUGUCCCCGCCAUGGAUAUUAUCUGUCGAUGUGAAAAAUUACACGUGUUCUGAAAUCGUAUGUGAUUAUUUGUUGCGAGUGAAUGGGGAGUUUCGUUCUUGGUCGUUAACCUCUGAGCCCGGCGAUUUGUGUUACUUUAUUUCAAACAUAAAUCCUGUUGGUAUUGAUGUUAAAUUACAAGUUGAUAAGUCUCAAACGCUUUACUUCUGUGCGGAAGGUGACGAUGGUGGGUGGUACCAGCAGGAAUUCUAUUUGGGUGGCAGUGACGUCAUCUCGCGUAAGGAACGGCUAUCGGACAAUGAAGUCGAAGAUACGCCUCGUGGAGAGGUAGACGAUCUCAUCGAAGAUGCAAAAGCUAAGACAUUUUACAGAGAUUUAGCCGUGAACAAAUAUGGCGACGAAGCUGAGGACGUUAUCGUCGAAACAUUCUCAUACGAGAAUCCCAAUGACAAAUUCGCUAGGAUCAGACGUCAAGUUGAAGAAGACGUCAAUGCGACAACACCAGAACUUGAAACUGCAUCAGAAUCUAGCCUGGGUGCUAAAGUUAAAGUCUUUAGUAAUGCUACUCUUAAAGUCAUGGGUUUGAGGAUAGAGGAGUCUAAGAAAGAACCGAAAAUCGUAGAUGAAAUGAUACCAAGUGUUCUGAGAGAAACAUUGUUCACGAUGCGGCUGUUCGGUGAAGGGUUCACGGACGAGACUGUUAUAGCGUUCACCCAUGUGCCUGAAGUUUACGGCACACCUUGCCAUUUCCUGCUGAACGGAGAGUAUAAGGUUAAAUUAGCGGAUACGAACUCAGCCCUCUUCGAAUUGAUCGCUCCACCUCCACUAGAGGACUACAAAUUCUAUAUUUGCGCGAAGAGAUCACCCAACGAAGACUUCGUCCAUCAAGGCCAGGAGAAGUGGAAGAUUUUGGGUACUCACAACAAACUGUUACCUCUGUGGGCUUCCUUGAUUUUAAUUGUGAUUUUACUGAUGUUGGCGUCACUGUUCUCUGGAUUGAACCUUGGUCUGAUGGCAUUGGACAGGACCGAGUUGAAGAUUAUAGCGAACACGGGUACGGAUAAGGAGAGAAAGUACGCUAGAGCAAUCAUGCCUGUACGAUCUCAUGGAAACUACCUCCUUUGUACGAUUCUGCUGAGUAACGUCGCCGUGAACAGUACGUUUACUGUGAUUCUGGACGAUUUAACAUCUGGUCUGGUGGCUGUUAUUGGCUCGACUCUGGCGAUCGUCUUCAUUGCGGAGAUCACGCCGCAGGCGAUAUGCGCGAGACACGGUUUACUGGUCGGUGCGAAGAGUAUUUGGAUAAUGAAGAUCGUGAUGGGUAUAUGCGCCCCACUGGCUUGGCCGACCAGCAAACUUUUGGACUACUUCUUAGGCGAAGAGAUCGGUACACACUACAACAGGGAGAGGCUAAAGGAACUUGUUAAGGUAACUAACCACGUGAACGAUCUGGAUAAAGAAGAAGUGAACAUCAUCUCUGGUGCUCUCGACCUUCGCAAGAAGACAGUGAAGGACGUGAUGACCAAGCUCAAGGACUGCUACAUGUUGCCCAUAAACAGUGUGAUGGACUUCGAAACUUUGACUGAGAUCGUAAAAUCUGGUUACUCCCGAAUCCCGGUGUACGAGGGUAACCGCGGCAACAUAGUGACGGUGCUGUUCAUCAAGGACCUGGCGUUCGUCGAUCCCGACGACAACACGCCGCUGAGGACGCUCUGCCAGUACUACCAGAACCCUUGCAACUUCGUCUUCGAGGACGUCACCCUGGAUGUUAUGUUAAAGCAGUUUAAGGAAGGUCACAAAGGACAUAUGGCAUUCGUCCAACGUAUAGAGGAGGGCGACGGUGACCCUGUAUACGAAACGAUAGGGUUGCUCACGCUGGAGGACGUCAUCGAAGAGAUGAUCCAGGCGGAGAUCGUCGACGAGAGUGACGUCAUCAGCGACAACCGCACCAAGAAGCGGCUGAUGCGGCCCAUGAACAAGCUGCACGACAUCGCGUCGUUCGCCGGCCACCAGCACCAGCGCGUGCACGUGUCGCCGCAGCUCGUGCUCGCCACCUUCCAGUUCCUCAGCACCAGUGUCGAUCCGUUCCGUGCGGAUAUGAUCUCGGAGACGGUGCUGCGUCGUCUGCUCAAGCAAGACGUCAUCCAGCACAUCAAGCUCCGAGGUGACGAGGACAAGAACGAUCCCAAGAGAUACGUCUUCCAGGAGGGAAAAUCGGUGGAUUACUUCGUGCUGAUUCUAGAGGGUCGUGUAGAGGUGACGGUGGGGCGGGAGAACCUGGUGUUCGAAGCUGGACCGUUCACGUACUUUGGAGUGCAGGCGUUGACUCAGAACGUCGGUCUCGCCGAGUCACCCGCGCCGUCCACGCUGGGCUCGCUGCAGAAUCUGAACAUGGACUCCAUGCUGCGUCACACCUUCGUGCCGGACUACUCCGUGCGCGCCAUCGCCGAGCUGUACUACCUCACCAUCAAAAGAUCAAUGUACUUAGCGGCCAAGCGCGCUACGUUGAUGGAGAAGGGCGCCCUCAACAAGGGGGGCACCAACGAGCAGAUCGAGCCGGAAGUUGAUAAGUUACUCCGUGAGGGCGACAAACUCGAUGAGAUCGUUGAAAAUCAAAACGAGAAAUCGCCGUCUAAACAGUCACCACCAAUAUCAGCCAGCCCAAACACCAACUCCAAAUUCAAAGCUCGCGGCAAGUUCGAGAAAAAUCCUGAAGAAGAGAAACUCCUCAAGAAGUAAAACUAAAAAAUAUUAGAAGACGACAGGCAACACUGCCAUAACUACAAUUUAUGACAAUUUCGCGGUGAAAGCUUAAUAUCGUAUAAAAUAUUUUUCAAUUUUACGUAAGUUUAAAGUUUUUUCUGUUAGUAUUUAAUAUGCAUUUGUUGCGUUAACAAUUUAGCUUUAGGAGUAGGCUUAGGAGAUUACAGUACUUAUUUCGUGUUUUAUAUGGCAACAUUCGUUUGCCACUGUUUGCGUGAGACGUUUUUUGCGUUUUAAUCAUCUGUAAAAUUCAAAAACAUCACACACUAUUAUGAAAUAUUGUAAAAUAAUUUUAAUCCAAAAUACAAAACCAGUACACUUUUGGCCAACAAGUUAGGCCAACGUUGGGUUGGAUCAUAAUUGACAAGUGAACACCUUGGCGUUCUUCAUUCGGCAUUGGUUAGCAAUGUCUAAUAACUAUUUAUACAGCGCGUAUUAUACGAGAGAUAUAAUAACACGAAUCUAUGCUUAAUGAGUUAAAAAAAAAAAAAACAAAUAAUUAAAUUUCCUAAUAUUAAUGAAUAUCAUCAGCUAUAUGAAGAUAUAAGCUCUUGAACAAUAUCAGUAUCCCUUAAUAGCGCAUAGGCAUAGAGCGACAACUCUUUGAAACGUGGCUGGUCAGUCAGCGCCAAUGACAAAUGUUGGCCCAACGUGUAUAAGCCCUUAAAAUGUCCUUUUUUUUAGCAUUUUUGUAUCUGUCGAAUCUUAUUAACAAUUUUUUUGUUGGAAACGCAAACAUGUCGCCACAUCCCUAAUUACGUGUUUAAUUUACAUUUUUUAUACAUUGCUAAUUGUUGUUUACGCAAUUUAUAUAGUAUAUGAGAUAAUUGUAGUAUAUGAAUGUUACUAUAGAUUAUAAAAAAAGAUUCAAUCGUACAAAUUCGGUCCAUCUUUAAAUUUGUCAUCCAUUCGUUCAUUUUUUAAAUGACGUUGCUCUUUUAUAACCUGUACUUUUUAAUAUAUUACGCCUCGUGUUAUAAUCACAAAGUGAUUUAAAAAAUCGUGCAAUUCUAGAUAAAUCUAUUUUUAUCAAAACAUUUAUAAGAACAUCAUUAUUACAUUGUUGAUUCUUUUAUAGAUUAGAUUAAAUUAUAUAAUGUCUGAGUGCACUGUGUUCCUUGUCCAAGUCGUGCCUUAUUAUAUUAAAAAAAAAAAACACCGGUGCUCUUCCGUUUAGAAAUCCCAAUCUACCUGCUAAG